Messenger RNA from Brassica rapa (field mustard), 2106 nucleotides. RefSeq lists its product as uncharacterized. Lineage: Eukaryota; Viridiplantae; Streptophyta; Magnoliopsida; Brassicales; Brassicaceae. The record is from RefSeq and is a predicted model, not a curated record.
AUGAAGCUAAAGGAAACAAUAACUGAGCAACGUUAUUGGCCGUCGUUAUUCGGAAAAGUUGACACGGUGACCGUCUCUUCCGUCAUCAAGAUGAUGUACCGGAAAACAGUCAAGGAUACGGAGAUCCGGAUCAAAUAUGCAUGUCUGGCGCUGCUUGAAUCUGUUUUGCUGCUAACAAGCUUAAAGAUGAAGAUAUCAAGAGAUCAUGUUGAAGCUAUAAAAGAUCUUGAUGCGUUUUUUGCCUAUCCUUGGGGGAGAGUAGCAUUUGACAUGCUUAUGGGGAGUAUCAAAGAGAGAGAUGAGAUAGCUUUGUCGCAAAACACGAUUGCUAUAAAAGGAUUUGUUCUUGCAUUACAGCUUGUUAUGGUAGAAGCAGUACCGGCGUUGACAGAUGUUGUGCAAGAUACGUGUUCAUCAUCCGAAUCAGAUAGUGAAGAUGUGGAUGGACAUGGCCGUGAUAUUUUCUGUAAGAAACAGACUCUGAACCCUGCACACGCACGCAAUGUAGAUAAGAGAAUUGAUGUUCUCGUAAAUAGCGUCUUGGUUGAAGAUCCGGCCGGGCCGAUAAACGCGGGAAAUUUGGUUUAUUCAGACGAAGAACAUGAUGCGCGAGUUGAAAGCAUGUUAGUGCGCAUUAGCCGUAGCCAUUGUUUCAAUAAUUCUGAUUUUCCCUCUGGCCUUAAAAAGAGUGAUGUUGAUCGUAUGCGAGAAGUGGUUAAAUCAACUACAAAGCCAAAGAGAGCUAAGAAGUUCCAGUCUAAUGCGCAAGACAGUGAGACCAGUUAUAUCGUUCAGGUUGUGCUAGAGAAAAUUAAAUCUGAGGUUGCUUCAAUGGAAAGAAACAUCAAAGUGGCGACUUCUGGAGUAGAAGCAAUAGAACAGAAAGUUGGUGUCUACGUUGAAACAUUAUUAGAAAAGUUUAAGGAAGAAAUGCUCACAUUUGUCACUGAAAAGGUUUCUACUCUCUGGAAAGAGCACAUAGGUUCUUUGAGUGGAGCAGGAACCAUUCCAACGUCUCCCACGAAAGAAGUAUCCGUUCCUGCGACUCAUUCAAGUCCGGAUGCUGAUGUCAAUGCCAUGACUAUACAAAACGUGCUGCGAGAUAUUAGUCAGUACUCUACUCCUCCAAGAUCCAAUCGUAUGAGCGAAGCUGGGAAUCUCACUCCAAGUAAUAAAGCUCAUGCUGGAUCUGGAUAUGUUUGCGUCACACCGGUGCUUCAGUCAUGUGCACAGUCAGCUAACAGCGAAAAUCGUUCUAGGCAAAACUCCUUCCAUCAACGUUUGGAAGCGCUUAUUCCGGUUGAAGUUCCUAUAUUGCCGACAAACCAGGUUCAUCAUCAGGAACCUAUAGCCGACAUUAAUGUUGGUUACAACAAUGAAGAAGGCCAAUCAUCAUGGAGAAGUAAGAGGCAGAAGACGGUUCCAUCAGGUCUCGUUUGUGAUUAUCAAUGUGAUCCGCAUUUACUUGCUCGUCUUAGGGAAUCUCAGAGGUGCAUAUUUGUUAUACAAGAUAUAUCUGAACAGACAAGAAAGUAUGCAAAACUGGUUACCAAAUUGCAAGGGAAAUUUGUGUUCAACAUCUUGGGAUUGGCAGUAUCUGCAAAGGAACUACUACUAAUUGUGGAUCGACCUCGUACUUACUCUGCUAAGGUUUUUGAUAUUCUAAUUCGAGUUCUACGUUCGGUUAUGACUCCAUUGCUGCCUCCUCAAGGUUCUCGGAGUGCUGCAUUUCUAGAUACCAAAUUUGUCCCUUCUAUUAUGAGGACCUUCCCAAAGUUUCUCAAGUCGAAAAAUAAAGAAGGUUACCUAUUUCCUAAAGGGCUUACUGGGAUUUUCCCUUCAAAAGAAGCUCCGAUGCUCCAUCCAACAAGAUAUGCAUGUCAACCUUUGGGAGCAGAGCCUGUGAUUCAGUGUUAUGAUGUUGCUAGGCCAAAGUCAGUAGCUCAGAGUAAAGUUCAUGUUGACUCUGGGUUGAUGGCUUUGUUGAUGAUGGCGUAUCACGCCCUCUAUGGCCUCGAUGCGUGUAAGACAAUAACUAGAGAAUUGCUUGAAGAGGAAGGGAAGAGUGCAGCAAUAUUGGCGUAUGAGUUCAAGGAGAAGUUGUAG